CAUUUUUCAUUCAUUUUUUUGGAGCCACCAAAUCACCCAAAAUUUAAUAUGUGGUGAUGUCGCGCUACCAGUACGCCGAUCACAUUUUGGAGGCCUUCAACGUGUUCCAUCGACCACUUCUGCUCGACGAGGUGGCUAGCUAUGUGGCCGAAAUGGAGGCCAAGGCCGUCGAUGAGGUGCGAUUGGCGGUGGAUAAUACGCUGACCGCCGGCUGGAUGCACGGCUUCCUCACCAUGAAGGAUGGCUUGUUUACGCUGAUCUGCGGCUAUUGGGACGAGGAGAAACCGGUGCAGGGCAAGAAAAGAGCACGCCACUCGACCAAACCGAUGUUGAGGAGCUCUUAGCCGGUUCUCUAUCAAAAAUCACCU
This is a messenger RNA of Drosophila takahashii, 368 nucleotides long. RefSeq lists its product as uncharacterized. NCBI's taxonomy places the organism in Eukaryota, Metazoa, Arthropoda, Insecta, Diptera, Drosophilidae. The record is from RefSeq and is a predicted model, not a curated record.